UUCCCUUUCUUGGUUUGAUUUGGGUAAUUUGUGUCGUCUUUUGUGACAAAAAAAAAGCUUGAAAAGAUUCUAAACUGUAAAUGUAGGAGUUGAUUGAGGAGCGGUGGUAAAGCAGAGAAAAGCCAAAGCACACGGGGCACAUUCUGAAAUACUCCCUCAACCCUCGCUUCACAUUUCUUGUUUUCAGUGCCGGUGCUUUUUCAGAAGAGCGUUUGUGCCUCGUGUCACCCACAGGUGCCGGUAUCUCAGAGAUGCAAGUCGACCCGAAGAAGGACGAAGCCUCGUGGAAUGGAUUCCGUGGAUGCAUGCUCAACAUCACUAAAGCCAUCCCUGUUGAGAAGCACCAGAGCACGCUCCUCUUCCUGGGAGCGACGGCUGGAAUGAGACUGCUGCAUGAGAAGGAUGAACAGAAGUCCAAUGAAAUCCUGGGAAGUCUCAGAGAAUACCUGAAGACGCUGCCUUUCAGCUUCCAAAACGCUUCCAUCAUCACGGGUCAGGAGGAAGGGCUGUACGGCUGGGUCACGGUCAACUACCUCAUGGGAAACCUCCUCAUGAAACACUUUUGGAACAUCUACGCACACCCAAAAGGGGAAAAGACCAUCGGGUCCAUGGACCUCGGGGGAGCGUCCACACAGAUUGCCUUCGCGGUCCAGGAGGAUCUCCAGGACCGGACUAUUUGCACGUCAAGCUGUACGGCUACCCGUACAACGUCUACACACACAGUUUCCUCUGCUACGGCAAAAAUGAGGCUGGGAAGAGGAUCCUGGACAAAAUAGUGAAGGUGCACAUCUUUUCUUUCCGUCCUCUGCAUGCGUGUGUGUUCAGAAGACAUGCAAAGCCACAUCUUCCUCACGCCGUGAGGGUGAGCGCGGCGGUGGGAGUGUGUGUCGUUUAGCAUGCGUGUGCAAGCCCACAUCCAUUAAGGCCCAGUGAACCACUGAUUAGUGCACACUGCUGUCCCGGAGUUACUGUAACGCAAAGUCCAGGAUGCAUUAUGUCAUAAAGAAUAUUGAUCGUCUACGUCAUACGUGUCAAACUCAAAAUGUGGCCCGCCACGUCAUUUUAUGUGGCCCGCGACGGCAUGAAAUAAAUAUGAUGCCUUUUCUUAAAAAAGGGAGGGCAAA
This is a messenger RNA of Pseudoliparis swirei, 1124 nucleotides long. Its product is annotated as ectonucleoside triphosphate diphosphohydrolase 3-like. Lineage: Eukaryota; Metazoa; Chordata; Actinopteri; Perciformes; Liparidae. Gene Ontology annotation, molecular function: GDP phosphatase activity; UDP phosphatase activity. Gene Ontology annotation, cellular component: plasma membrane. The transcript is spliced from 3 exons. The record is from RefSeq and is a predicted model, not a curated record. Bases 252 to 776 code for a protein of 174 amino acids. Gene Ontology annotation, biological process: nucleoside diphosphate catabolic process.